Molecule: messenger RNA, 1497 nt
Organism: Insectozyma verbasci
Lineage: Eukaryota; Fungi; Ascomycota; Pichiomycetes; Serinales; Debaryomycetaceae
Source: the annotation of a GenBank genome assembly
AUGUCUAAAAGAUCAGCUGAAGAUCAGCUAAAUAAUAUUAAUAAUGGAAAUUCACAGGUGAAAACUACUCAAAAUUCAGUUCCUAAAAUUGAACAAGUAGAAGAUUCAAAUGUGGAAAUUGGUGAAUUUGAAGACCCGUACGGUGAUGAUUUUGAAAGUGAUGAAGAAAUAAUAGAAUUAGAUGAAGAACAAGAAGAUGAAAAUAUGGAUGAAGAAAAAGUAGAGGAUCAAGAAGAGGUCAGAAUUGAAUCAUCAAUUUAUCUCCCACAUAAAUCAAAACCAUUAGGUCCUGAUGAAGUAUUAGAAGCUGAUCCAUCAGUUUAUGAAAUGUUACAUAAUAUAAAUUUACCGUGGCCUUGUCUUACAGUUGAUAUUUUACCUGAUAAUUUAGGAAAUGAAAGAAGAUCAUACCCCCAAACUGUUUAUUUGACAACUGCAACUCAAGCUGCAAAAAAUAAAGAUAAUGAAUUAAUUACAAUGAAAGCAAGUUCACUAGUAAAAACAUUAAUAAAAGAUGAAGAAGAUGACAGUGAUUCAGAUGAUGAUGAAGAUAUGGAUUCUGAUCCAAUUUUAGAUACUGAAACAAUUCCAUUAAAACAUACAACGAAUAGAAUAAGAGUAAAUCCUAAUUCACAAAUUACUGGAGAAUAUUUAACUUCUACAUGGAGUGAAUCCGGUGAAGUUUUAAUCUUUGACUUAUCUUCUCAAUAUAAAGCCUUUGAUUCACCAGGUUAUAUGAUUCCCAAAUCUUCAAAAAGGCCAAUACAUACAAUUAAAUCCCAUGGAAAUGUAGAAGGUUAUGGUCUAGAUUGGAGUCCAUUAAUUUCAACUGGAAGUUUAUUAUCUGGUGAUUUAACAGGUAGAAUAUAUUUAACUAAUCGAACAACAUCAAAUUGGACAACUGAUAAAACACCAUUUUUUGCUUCUAAUUCUUCAAUUGAAGAUAUUCAAUGGAGUCCCAAUGAAAAUACAGUUUUUGCUAGUGGUGGAACUGAUGGAUAUAUUAGAAUAUGGGAUACAAGAUCAAAAAAACAUAAACCGGCCUUAUCUGUAUCAGCAAGUUCUUCAGAUAUAAAUGUCCUUUCAUGGUGUAAUAAAAUUAAUCAUUUAUUAGCAUCAGGUCAUGAUGAUGGAUCAUGGAGUGUUUGGGAUUUAAGAAAUUUUAAACCAGAGACAAAACCUAGUCCAGUUGCAAAUUAUAAUUUUCAUAAAAGUGCAAUAACUUCAAUUUCAUUUAAUCCUUUAGAUGAAUCUAUAAUUGCUGUAAGUUCAGAAGAUAAUACUGUUACAUUAUGGGAUCUUGCAGUUGAAGCAGAUGAUGAAGAAAUUUCUCAACAAAGAAAAGAAUUAAAAGAAUUACACGAUAUACCACCACAAUUAUUAUUUGUACAUUGGCAAAAAGAUGUUAAGGAUGUAAGAUGGCAUAAACAAAUACCUGGAUGUUUAGUAAGUACAGGUGGUGAUGGUUUAAACAUUUGGAAAACUAUAUCUGUGUAA